AUGAGUGAGUAUCUACCAAGCAGCGAUGGUUUGAUGCGCUCAACACUGCGCGAAACCAUUAGGCGCAUCCGCCGUAUUCGCGCGCGUGCAGGUCGUGAAGAUGAAAAGGAGCAUGAAACCACCGGCGACCCUAUGCGGGACUUGUCGCUGGCGUUUAUCCGGUGUGUCGACCGAACAAAGGAGGCUAUUAGGGAGCGCAACACGGGUGCAAAGGAGUAUGGGCAGGACCGUAUGACCAUUGAGCAGUCCAACGCCAUCCGGAAAGAUAUUCGAACAAUGGAGACACUAAUGGAUGAAAUGAAGAAGUUUGUAGACACCUCUGAGGCGGCGCUGGCUCGCGAAAACCGGAAAAAGAAACCGAGUAAACGGAAACUCGGACUGUUUGAGAAGCAGCGCGACGAGCGGACGGCGCAGUACAAGGAAUGCCUCGCCACUCUAGAGCUGGUGCGGGAUUUAGACCAGCAGCGCACCCCAGUGGGGAAAAAGGAUGUGGACUUGUCGCAGGAACUUCAGAUGGGUCGUAAAGCGCAGUUACGGGCGCAGCUGCUUACGAUGCGGCGCCCACGCAAGGGUGAAAACGGCCACGCAGACCCUAACGAGGGUUUGGAGCUGCAGGACGAUACGGUGGGCGGUGGCCGGCUGGAGGAGAGUGAGGAGACGAAGGAGUCUAUGGCGACGAUUGCAGCGCAGAAUGCCAAAAUUGAUGCCGGCCUAGAUCGAUUAAAAGCUGGUGUCGGUAGAUUGCAAAACUUGGCAAUGGAGAUUGGAGCGCAGCUCGAGGUGCAGAAUCAGAUGCUGGACAAGACAGAACAAACGAUGGAUGCACAAGCGAACAAGCUACGCAACAUUAACCGCCGUCUUACUAGGUUCAUGAAGGAGACAAAACCAGUGAAUACGUUUAUGAAUGUCUGUUGCAUAUUACUAAUUCUGUCCCUCGUGGGGUUCUUCCUCGUGCAAUUCAAUGUGAUUUGA
Messenger RNA from Trypanosoma grayi, 972 nucleotides. Its product is annotated as putative syntaxin. The transcript has a single exon. The coding region runs from base 1 to 972 and encodes 323 amino acids. NCBI's taxonomy places the organism in Eukaryota, Euglenozoa, Kinetoplastea, Trypanosomatida, Trypanosomatidae. The record is from RefSeq and is a predicted model, not a curated record.